AUGAAGAAGGAAGCGGCAUGGGUCCUGUACAAAAAGGUACCUCUGAAACUCGAAAUGACGGCCAUGCUCGCACAAUACGCCGACAUUGGCAUUGCAUGGGAUACUCAGACCAACUUUUCCAAGAUAUCCAUGUGGCUCAACGCAGCACAAUACCGGAACAUACAGCUAGUUGUACCAUCGACAGAUGAGGCAACUUCUCUGGCUGAAAUAACCGAGCUGCUCCUUAGCACCAUCACACAACUGCUGGAAUGUUGGGACAUAUUCACCAAGACCACUGACGCUAUUGAAAACUGCAAGGUGUCGGUACAAAUCGGUACACUCUUCGCCAUGAAGACACAUCCUAGCCGAAUCACAGCUCGCCCCACAGAGCGCAUUCGAAAGGCGUUGAAGAAGCUAGGAAAAUGCAUCGGCAAGAACAAAGACGUUGCAAAGUGGACAGUCACGGCUAUGGAGGAUAUCAAACCAAAGAAAGAACAGGGUAGGUGCAUGCUGAGAAAAUUGAAGAGGAGGCUCCGCGACGAUGGCUUCAGCUUUGUCAGCUUGUCGAGGGAAGCUGUACCGGCGAAAACGGAGUACUGUCAUUACAAAUACGUCAAGGCUGUGCAGCGCAGCACGCACAUUCGUUUUGAUGGAUGA
Pyrenophora tritici-repentis Pt-1C-BFP is the source of this 636-nucleotide messenger RNA. RefSeq lists its product as uncharacterized. The record is from RefSeq and is a predicted model, not a curated record. Lineage: Eukaryota; Fungi; Ascomycota; Dothideomycetes; Pleosporales; Pleosporaceae.